AUGAUAAAAAUCUAUUUUUUUAUAGUUCUCUUCACGACCUUAAUUAAAGGUUGUUCAUAUUUGUAGAACGAUGCUAUGAAAAUAAUAUCAACUCCAAAAGAAGUCAUCAACAUUUAAUUUACGUCAAUUUUCAAAUUCAAUCAAUACAUAAAAAUUACAUUAAUAAGUGAUGAUGAUAAAUUUGUUAUUGUCAAACCUAUUGAGUUGACUGAAAAGUUAUAAAUAAAAAGUUUAGAGAAUAACUAGGUAAUCUCAUAUAAGUUCUAUAAAACAAAAAGUAGUCGUGACCCUCUACAUUUUAUGGCAAUUUUAGUACAAUCGAAUGAUCACUAUAUUGUAGAAUAUAAUUCUCAUAUUUACAGUUCUUUACCAUAAAUUGAUUCAAUAACAGAAAGAAUAGAUUAACUUAAUUCUAUUUGUUAUGACAUAAUUUAAGUCGACUCUAUUUUUAUUGUUGAUUGUUAAAUGGAAGAUUAGGAUUAUUUUUCAAUUGGACAGGAUAAAUUUAUUCCAAUUUAAAAGGCUAAGAGUUAAUAGAGGAAAUUGGAUUAAAUAGAUAAUUACAUUUUAAGAUGCACUGUUAUUGAAUUAGAAUUAUACAUUUAUGAAUAAAAUACAGUUCAAUUUCUUAAAAUUCUUGAUUAGAAUACAAUGAGUGAAUUAUUAAGAAAAGAAAACUUUAAACUUGAAAUAAGAGAUUUUAAGACUCAUACAAAUGGUUAAUUCAGUAUUUUGAAUGCUUAUGGAGAGUUGAUAAUACUUGAAUAUAAUAGAGAUGAUAAUUAAUGGGUCUUAAUUGAAAACUUGGAUACAAAGACUUAAAAUGCAAUUGGAUAUGAUAUUGAUAUAGAAACUAAUUAAUAUGUAGUAAUUUAAGAAGAAAUUCUUUAUUUCAAAUCAAAAACAAAUUAAGAAUAUUCUGUUAAUGUAGUUUUAAAUGAAAAAAGUAGUGUUUAUUUAACAAAAAAUUAUAUAUUAUUUUAAAAGUCAGAUAUACUAAUACUUUAUGAUUAGAAAUUGGAAAAGCUUUAUUCAAUUCUAAUGGAUUAAUCUAAGUAUAGAAUUACAUCGAAUCCUAAUUUUGAUAGUAUAAUUGCUUUGGGUGAUACUGAAAUUUAUCGUUAUACAAUUAAUAGUGAUUACUAUUUAUAAUUUAAAUCUGAUAACCUUUAAGAAUAAUACAGUCAAAUAUAAAUAGUGUAAGGUCUAAGUCCAACUAAGUGUUAAGUCACUAUUUCUUAUAAAGUAAUUUCAACAGAUACAAUGGAAAUGUUUUAAACUUAAGAAGCAUCUGCUUUAUUUGCAUACGGAGUGAAUUUAGAUGAGAGGGUUGCAUAAUUUCAACCUGUUUAUUAAGGACCAAAUCUUCAUUAUGAAUUUUAUAAUAAUGAUAUUUUAAAAGUGCAAGUUAAUAAUCAUUUAGAUGUUGAAAUUGUGAAUUUAGAUUCAAAAGAUAUUGUUUAUAGAAAAGCUAUUUCAAAUCUUAAUCCAUAGUAAAUAUAUUUUAUAUAAUAAAAAUAAAACUUAGAUAUUGAGGGUUUCAAGUGUGAGAAUAUUUCAUAAACAAAAAUUAAUUGUAAUAUAUGGUUUGAAAAAAUCACCUUCCUUAAAUUAGAAGAUUCAUCAAAAUAGAUUUGGUGGAUGAAUUAAGAUGGGCUUUAUUUUGCAAAUUUAAAUGAUAAAUCAGUAAAUAUAUAUUAUUUAUCUAACUAUGAAAAAUAAUUUGAAUAAUUUUAAGUUAUUGAAUUACAAACUCAAGGAAACUCAUUAAACACUGAUGGAAUUCAUUUGUUUAUUUUAGUUGAAAAAGAUGUUGAAAUAUAUACAAUCAAUUCAAAAGAAUGGAAAAAAUUAUCCAUAGACUUUAAAGGUGUUAGUUAAGUUUUUUCAUCACCAUAUUAAAAAGAUAUUGUAUUUAUCUAUGAUGAUAUUAAAUUAUCUUUAUAUAGCUUACAGUAUUAAAAGUUAUCAUUAAUUUGGUUUACAUCUUUUGAAAGUAAAGAGGUAAUCAAAAUUGCCAUAGCACAUUAUUAUUUCUCCAUUUUGAUAAAAAUUUAAGAAGUUUAUGAAAUUCUAGUUUUUAAUAUUGAAAAUGAAGGUCAUAUUUAUUUCUAAAGAAAAUUAAGUUUAUAUCAUCAUGCAAAAGCUGAUAUCUCAUUUUUUGAUUCCAAUUAUUUUAAUGACUAAAUAUAUAUUGCAGGAACACAUGACAUAACUGGAAAAUAGGAAAUUUUGGUUUAUAAAAUGGCUUAAGUAUCUUUAAACUCUUAAUUCAUGAUUUUAAAUAUUACAUCUUCUCUAAUAUCAGCUGCUAAUAAUUUUUUAUUUAUUAAUGAUUUUAGUGCAUAAAAAUUUUAUUCAUAUUUCCUUGAUGGAAAUUAUUUUGUCAGUACUGCUUUUGAUACUUCUUAUCAAUAAUAAACUUACAAUAAAGAUAUUUAAUUAUAAGGAAAAGUGUCUAAUACAGAUUUUAAUAGACUUAUUAAAGAAGUUCCAAUUUCUAUAAUAAAUAGUGGAACUUAAUUAUUUGGAAUUAAAAAAUAAUUAAAUUUUACAUAUGAUAAAGAUGAAAAUAGAAGUCAUUGUUUUGAAACAGGAUAAUCAUGGUAUAAUGGUUAAGCUUUUGAUAUUGAAUUAUAAGAACCUUAUGGAGAUAUCGAAUAUUAAAAAACAUUAAUUAAAUAAACUGAAACUAUUUAAUCUAGUGAAUCUAUUAUGGAAUUUGAUCUUAAUACUUUAGUUUAAUUAAUCUAAAAUAAAAUUAUUUUAAUUAAUAAAGCAGAUUUUUAAACUACUCAAUUUUCAUUAGAUAAUAAAUAUACAUUUAAUCAUAUUCUUUAUAUUAAAGAUAAUCUUAUUUAUGAGGAAGCUAUUUCAAAUGAUUAAUAUUUGCUUAAACUAAUUUAUUAUUAAAAUUCUUAAUUUUAUUUAAAGGAAGGAGAAAUUACUUAUAAUUAUAAAAUUAAAAAAGCUUAUCAACAUUAGGAUAGAUUUUUUAUUUGGAUUCUUAAUUAUGUAAUAGCAUAUGAUACAAAAGUUGAUUGCCUUGAUUUGAAUUAAUAUCAAGUCAUUAAAAGAAUUUUUCCAUUAUCUGAUCCAGAAUCAAUUGAGAUUCUACAUAUUAAGGAUCAAAUUUACUAUUUUUUUUCUAUAAGUUUUUCUGGAUAACUUGAAAUUAUAGCUUAUGAAAUAAUUAAGACUUCUUAAAAAAAUUUUUUUUUUGGAAUUUGA
Molecule: messenger RNA, 3231 nt
Organism: Paramecium sonneborni
Lineage: Eukaryota; Ciliophora; Oligohymenophorea; Peniculida; Parameciidae
Source: the annotation of a GenBank genome assembly